AUGAAGGCCAAGGGUAAUGUCUUCAAAAACAAGCGUGUAUUGAUGGAGCACAUCCACAAGGCUAAAGCUGAAAGAGCUCGUGCUAAGUCGCUUGCGGACCAAGCUGAAGCUCAUCGCCAAAAAGCUAAGGCUGCUCGUGAUCGUCGUAAGGAUCGCCUAGAAGCAAAGAAGAGAGAGUUGCUCGGUUUAGACGCUGUAGAAGAACCACCAAAGAAACAAGAUCA
This is a messenger RNA of Acaulospora colombiana, 224 nucleotides long. The record is from the annotation of a GenBank genome assembly. Lineage: Eukaryota; Fungi; Glomeromycota; Glomeromycetes; Diversisporales; Acaulosporaceae.